Molecule: messenger RNA, 4604 nt
Organism: Salvelinus namaycush (lake trout)
Lineage: Eukaryota; Metazoa; Chordata; Actinopteri; Salmoniformes; Salmonidae
Product: gap junction gamma-1 protein-like
Exons: 2
Coding region: 2175-3437 (420 amino acids)
Biological process (GO): cell communication
Cellular component (GO): connexin complex
Source: RefSeq, a predicted model, not a curated record
CUAAAAAGUAGUAAAUAGUUGAAAGUUGCUAAUUAGCUCAAAUACUAACGUUGUCUGUGAUGAGAUUCAAACUCGCAACCUUUGGGUUGCUAGAUGUUCUCAUUCUACGCCAACCCAUCCACUCCGACCAACCACCCUACGUACGUGUUUGCCUUAAGUAACAAUCUGUCUUCUUUAACCGUACCAAAAGUAACAUAUCAUACUAAUUUGAGUGUCUUGGAUUUUACACUUCCUAUGUUACCUCUAGUCUAUGGGACCAGGCUGUGAAUCAACGUGUAAAACUGAUUGGAUUUGCAAAAAGUCAACAACAUAAGGGCGUUUUACCUAAAUCCAAUGACAUGGUGAAUUGUUUUGUUGAUUUCACGUUGAAUUCACGUUAGUUGACAACUCAACCAAAUGUAAAUCGAAACUAGAUGUUGAAAUGACUUCUGUGCUCAGCGGCCAAGCUAUGUGAUUAAAUCUGAACUUUCAAGUUCAUAUCAUACUCCACAUCAUACACAGAGAACUUGUGAACUGCAACCAAAAGUUUAUGGGUCUCUGUCUCACAGUCUGAUACAUCAACAAAUUAUUUGUAGAAUAGGAAUAUUUUUGGUUGAGAAGGUGGCAUGGUAUAUCCUUGCUUUAGUUCAACAUUAUGGCCUAUCAUUCAAGGCUCAAAUUCGUAUUUGUAUUUGGUGAAUAUUACCUCAUAAAUAGCUACAAUGAAAUUAAAUGUCUUACAAUUACUUGCACGCACUAUUUGGCUAUACCCAAUGAAGAGGUUACAUUCUCAAUUGUAUAUUGAGAAUUAUUUGUGAUUUAUCAUUAUGGUCUUUGUAUUAAUUUAAUUAAUUAAUUGUAUUUUUUUCUUAUAUGGGAUUUCCUGUGAUACAUCAUUUGGGGAAAGAAAUACAAAAAUAGCCCACAACUGGCCAGUAAUAAGGUUAGACUGAGCAGUCACCUUGCAUUAGGCUUCUUCUUAAUGUUGGGCUGCCCAAGAUGGCAGGGAAAUAUACAGCACUUCAGCUGUAGCACUUCAGCUUCCAGCUUCCAAUGCUGCCUGCAUUGUGUUCAACAAUAUGGGCCAUGGUUACUGAAAACAGCACAUGCAGUGUGAUUGUGCUGUGAUGCCUGGGGCAAGAUUAUCAUCUGUUCCAACGUGGAAUAUUUACUCCCAUUUUUCCAUUGGUACCUUACAACUGAGCACUGGCAACUAGGCCAGGUACUGUAGAAGACCUGUUUACAACAGUGAACAGCUUGAAUUUGAUUUACACUUGCAAUAAUACUAAUUAACAGCAUAACAAUCUUGGAUGCAUAUUGUGCCAUUUGAAAGACACACUGUGAUUUAUUCCAGUUUUGAUGACCUUUGUUCUCGAUUAAUCCACACUCUGACAUUUUCUAAUCUGUUUGACAGCCCUGUCUUAACCAUAAGAGAAAAAGGUUCUGUUGGUUGGUACUUUUUCUUGGAUAGGGCAUACAUUUCAUACAUUUGAUUUUAAUGGAUUGUCUUAUGGCCAAACAUUUAUGUAUCUUAAGUAUGAAAUGCAUACAUUGUUCAUUCUAGAAACUGUAGAAACUAUACCUUGGAGAGAGAGGUGAAAAUACCACAGUAUUAAUUUGAAUACAAUUGAAAUAGAACCUCCUCAUUUGCAUAUGACAGGCGACUAUUCACCUUUUACGUUUCUCCACAUUAAUACGUAAAGGUUGUCUAUUUUACUGUACAUAUUUAGAGAAAACUGUAGAGGUUAUUCUUUCCGUCUGAGUUGCUUCUGUGAGACACACACAUACACACGCUGUUAGUUAAGUCACAAGGCUCUGUACUCGAGGUUCAGAGUAGCAUCAGUAAAACCUUUCUGGGUGAAUGAAUGGCUGUGACAGAACAGAAGUCAUCCUGGAUGAAAUAAACAAAUAGUAGAGCUACAGUAGUAGAGCUAGAGCACCAGUCAUGAAGGCGACUGACUGACCAAGCCAGGGAACAAUGGGGCCAUUGGCAGGAGUCCUGAGUGUCCUGCCUGUACUUGGUGGUGAGGAGUUUUGAAGAAAAAUGAGCCAUUGUCUCUCUGUCAUCCUGCUUCCGAGCCUCGGGGAAGCUAAGCAACGUCUCUGGAAGCCAUCCCAGAAUGCUCCACUGUGAAGAAUACUAGUCUGGUCAAAUCUAGCCGGCCCCAUGGAGAGAUUCUAGUUGAAAAGCCUCUAUGACCACCAUGAGCUGGAGCUUUCUCACGCGUCUUCUGGAAGAGAUCCACAACCAUUCCACCUUUGUGGGGAAAGUGUGGCUCACGGUGCUCAUCAUAUUCCGCAUUGUGCUGACCGCUGUGGGGGGCGAGUCCAUCUACUCUGACGAGCAGACCAAGUUCACCUGUAACACCAAGCAGCCCGGUUGUGACAACGUGUGCUACGAUGCCUUCGCCCCACUCUCACAUGUCCGCUUCUGGGUUUUCCAGAUCAUCAUGAUCUCCACCCCCUCGGUAAUGUACCUGGGCUACGCCAUCCACAAGAUAGCCCGCACCUCCGAGUUGGAGCGCCGGAAGUUCCACCGCCGGAAGAAGCUCAUUCAUGCUCAAAGGUGGAUGGAAAGCCACCCGCUUGAGGAGGUGCUGGAGGAGGAUGAGGACAACAAUGCAGAGCCUAUGAUCUACCAGGAGGAGAUGGUGGAAGCUCAAGAAGUCAAGCCUGAGCCGGCCAAGCCGCAGAAACAUGACGGCCGCCGGCGGAUCAUGCAAGAGGGCCUGAUGAGAAUCUAUGUCCUUCAGCUACUGUCCCGGGCCGUGUUUGAGAUUGGCUUCCUGGUGGGCCAGUAUCUUCUCUAUGGCUUCCGUGUUAAUUCAUCAUAUGUGUGCAAUAAGGUGCCCUGUCCCCACAAUGUAGACUGCUUUAUUUCUCGGCCGACGGAGAAGACCAUCUUCCUGCUCAUCAUGUAUGUCGUCAGCUGCCUCUGCCUGCUCCUCAACGUGUGUGAGAUGUUCCACUUGAGCAUUGGAACAUUCCGAGACACUCUCCGCAAGAGGAGGAAUCAGGGGGGUCGACAGCCCUCGUAUAGUUACCCGUACUCCCAUAAUAUCCCCGCCUCUCCCCCCGGGUACAACCUGGUCAUGAAGUCAGACAGGCCCAACCGGAUUAUCCCCAACAGUCUAAUUAUGCACCAUGAGCAGAACAUGGCCAACGAUGUCCAGGAACAUAAACAAGAGUGCACCAGUCCAGAUGACAACAUCCCCUCGGACCUGGCCAGCCUGCACCGCCACCUACGGGUGGCCCAGGAGCAGCUCGAAAUGGCCUUCCAGACCUACAACACCAACAAGAACCAGCCCACCUCGAGGACAAGUAGUCCUGGAAGCACCAUGGCAGAGCAAAUCAGGGUCAACACAACCCAGGAGAAACAAGGAGCCAGGCCGAAAUCAGCCACUACAGAGAUUGCUGGGACCGUUGUAAAAAAUGGAAAGAGUUCUGUAUGGAUUUAGGAAUUAUUAACUUCACAUGGUACAGUAAUCGUAGUGAAAAGUAAUUUUCAAUCUCCAGGACCAUAUUCUGUGGAUAAUGGAAGAUGUGAAAUGAGACAAGAUAGUUAAAAGCUUUGGAGCGUAAAUCGAUUGCACUGCCUGAAUAGAUUUAGCUUUGUCACAAGGAGAAACCAGCAGUGUGAUGUGUCGGAUCAGGAGCACACAAAAUAUGCACUAUUUACAUGCGAUAACAAAACAAUGGUAAACAUAAAAAGGAAAAACAAACAUGAAGAUAUCACUAAAUACAGUAAUAGUGUAUCAUAUUAUUAGGGUGUCUUUUUGUGCUUUAAAUAACAUAGCUUGAACAUAGUUAAUAUAUGCAUAUGUUGCUUAGUCAAACAUUUAUUUUAGCUACUUACGAAUAUAGGGAGAUUUAAAAUGAACCAUGAUGGCAAUAUAUUUUGAAUUAUUUUUACUGGGAUUAUUAAUUUAACCUUGCUUUUGAACUGGAUUAAUUUGACAGAAUAUAUUUAUAAUGUCUUUAAAACUAUAACAAUAUGCAAGUGUGUCUAUUUUAAAUUGUGACUAGUUAAAAGCAAUACCGUGGUAAGCACAUUUUAAUGGCGCUACGAUUGAAUCCUGAUGAUGUUUAAGAAAAGGACAGUGAACCAAAUGUGAAAAGUAAUCUAGAAAUUCCUAACUGUUCAGAUUUGCACUUGGAACCUUUUAACAAAUUUUGAGUUGUAUUAAGACAUUUAAAAAAAUAUGCAUUAAUAAUUUAUUUGAGGAAGAAAUGCUGGAUAUGUAUGGGUUAGGUUGAAAGAUAAGAUGUGAAAUGUUAUAGGACAAAUGGUGUUCCAUCAGCAGAAGUUUGAGCAACACUGUUCUCCGUAGAGUAAGAUUUUAUUUCACUCUACUUUUCAAAGCUUUGUUGUAAGAUUACAUUUUUAUUUAGCAUUCUGCAGUGUCGGAAUAAAUUAGUUAAAGAAGAAGUGAAAGAAAAAGUUAAGUAGGUUGUUGUUUUGAAAAUUUGAACGAUCAAUUUCUGAUAAUUUCUGCUGUUUUUGUGGGGCAAAUAAUGAAUUAAUUUACUUUGCUACAUUUUAACACAAUGUACAUAUACAGUACAAUGCACAUAGUAGAAGAUGUACACUGAGUGAACAAGACAUUAAGGACACUUUCCUAAUA